CUUAGUGACCCACGAAACCCUAGCUUGCAAGGCCAUCUCCAAAGCUCAUAUGGACACAAAGGUAAUUAAUAUUAUAAUUAAAAAUAUAUACUAAUCAACUAGCAAUAAUAAUAAUAAUAAUAAUAAUUAUAAAAUGUUAUUGUACAUAUAUGUAGGAGGAAAUUGAGAAUAUAUAUAAUGAGGUGACUAUCAUGAUGAAGUUGCCAGAUCACCCAAACAUUGUGAAGUUAAAAGCAUUUUGUGAGGACAGAAACAACUUUUACCUAAUUAUGGAGCUUUGUAAAGGAGGCGAGUUGGUGGAUCUAAUUAAGGCUAAAAACUACUUGAGUGAGGCAGAGGCAGCUCCUGUGGCUAAGAUGAUAGUCAAGGCAAUCAUGACAUGUCAUACUAAUGGGAUCAUGCAUAGAGAUUUGAAGCCUGAAAACUUGUUGUUCCUUAACAACAAACAAGACUCGCCUCUCAAACUCAUUGAUUUUGGAUUUUCUGCCUUUUUUAAGCCUAAUCAAAGGUUUUCAAAUAUAGUGGGGACUCUGUAUUAUGCAGCCCCAGAGAUUUUGAGCAAAUGGAAGUGUCAUGGGCCAGAAGUGGAUAUUUGGAGUGCUGGAGUUAUCAUUUACAUUAUGUUGUGUGGUAAUUUCCCAUUUUAUCCUGAAUUCUCAGAUGAUUCAAGUUAUGAUCAUAGCAUUACUCAGAUGAGUUGUGCUAUUUUAAAAGGGGACAUAGAUUUUCAAACACAGCCGUGGCCUCGAAUUUCUGAGAGUGCUAAGAGUCUUAUAAGGCAAAUGCUAGAGCGUGAUCCAAAAAAGCGUUUAACUGCUCAACAAGUUCUUGGUAAUUAACUACUACUAAUCUAUGAAUAUAUAUUUUUUGUUUUCUAAUUAUUAAUUUUAUUUUUUUUAAUUAACUUUAUUAAUAUUGGUUAUUGUGUUUAUUAUUGCAGAAUACCCUUGGAUUCAAAAUGCAUAACAUUACCAAAUGAUACUGAUUCAGUCUCUUCUAAUAUAUGCUUUUCUUUUCGGUCUCAAUUGUUGUAACAAAGAGUUCAAUUCAAGAUGAUCGAUGAAGAAGAAAAUACUCUUGUCUUAAUUGUAAUAAUCAUUUACUUUUAUGUAUUUAACACUUUGUUUUGUUUGGAUUAAUAUUGAUUAUUUCACAACAUUCUAUUUCAUUUGUAUCAUUUAUUUCAACUCCAACUCUUUAUUUAUUCAUAUAUGUAUGUGUGCUAUUCUACUUAAUUAAUUAAUUUCUAUACAACUAUAACAAACCAAAUGUCUUCAGUUCUCUUGUUCAAAAUAAAUAAAUAAAUUGUCAGUUCUCAACCUAGCUAGCUAUAUAAGUACCAAUAACCCAUAUAAUAAUUAAGACUCUUCCUUCAUUCUUCAAAUAUAAAACAUCUUAUUAUUAGAACUAAAAAAGCACGCGUAAAUUUGGUUUUCGAAGAUUUGUCUUUUAGAUUAGAGCUACAAAAACAUUUUGAACUUUUGACAAGGCACGAACCAAACAUGCAUGAGUUUGGAGGCACAAACAAGCGACACAACAAAAUAUAUAUAGAUUUGGAUCAAAUACAACACAAUGAUGUAAAUUGGUAUAGACAUGAUGUAGGCUUGAGUAUGACACGAUAGAUUCAAAAUUGUAAUAAUUAAGAAAGCACAAUCAUAUUAAUACGAGAGCACGACAAAUAAGCACGAAUAUAUAUAAAAGCCUAAGUCCAUGACACAUAAAAUGUCUAAAUUAAAUUCAUAAAGAGUUCGUUUGGUACGCAGGAUUGGACUGCAUUAGACGUGCUAACUUAUCCA
Messenger RNA from Cannabis sativa, 1796 nucleotides. Its product is annotated as calcium-dependent protein kinase 10-like. The coding region runs from base 192 to 839 and encodes 215 amino acids. Gene Ontology annotation, cellular component: nucleus; cytoplasm. Gene Ontology annotation, biological process: protein autophosphorylation; peptidyl-serine phosphorylation; intracellular signal transduction. Lineage: Eukaryota; Viridiplantae; Streptophyta; Magnoliopsida; Rosales; Cannabaceae. Gene Ontology annotation, molecular function: calcium-dependent protein serine/threonine kinase activity; ATP binding; calcium/calmodulin-dependent protein kinase activity. The record is from RefSeq and is a predicted model, not a curated record. The transcript has a single exon.